Messenger RNA from Trypanosoma cruzi, 1308 nucleotides. RefSeq names its product glutamine synthetase, putative. The record is from RefSeq and is a predicted model, not a curated record. The transcript has a single exon. Bases 1 to 1308 code for a protein of 435 amino acids. Lineage: Eukaryota; Euglenozoa; Kinetoplastea; Trypanosomatida; Trypanosomatidae. Gene Ontology annotation, cellular component: cytoplasm. Gene Ontology annotation, molecular function: glutamine synthetase activity.
AUGCUGUUUCGGGUGACGCUUUUUGCCUCCAAGAGCCGUAUAAAAUAUAUAAAUGAAAAAGUUCCUUAUUGGGAUGAAAAGGCUUCUAACCAAUUUAUAUAUUUAUACAUUUUUUUUUUUACAGCUUUGAAGCUCCAAAAACAAAAACAACAACAAAAAAGGAUGUCAGGCUUGGCGGAGAAAAGAAUCGCUUGCAGAUUAACGUAUGUCUGGCUCUCUGGCAGGGAUUCUCACCAUGACAUUCGAAGUAAGGACCGAACAGCGUACUUGACGACCGAGGAGGUGGCAAAGCAUCCGAAGGAGCUUCUUGCUGACGGCAUUUUCCCCGUCUGGAAUUUUGAUGGCUCUUCCACGAAACAGGCUCUUGGCGCAGACACGGAGAUUCUUCUCAAUCCAGUUAACGCAUAUCACUGCUGUCUUCCCCGACUUUCGACAACGGUGCCGUGGAUUCUUGUUUUGGCCGAAUGCUAUUUGCCAAAUGGCGAGCCAACAAAUGACAACUCGCGUGCUGUGGCGCGUCGCAUAUUUGAGCGUGCGCCUGAGGAACAUCCUUGGUUUGGAAUGGAACAAGAGUUUUUCCUGAUUAAGGAUGGACAUCCAUAUGGUUGGCCGCCGAGAGGAUUUCCGGCUCCACAAGGACCAUAUUACUGCUCUACAGGCUGCCUGUGUGUUCAUGGGAGGCGCUAUGUUGACUUGCAUUAUGAAGUGUGUCUACAGAUGGGGAUAAAUAUCUCUGGCACAAAUGCGGAGGUCGCUCCAGGCCAGUGGGAGUUUCAAGUGGGUCCCUGCGAGGGCAUUGAAAUGGGGGAUCAGUUGACUGUGGCGCGGUGGGUAUUACUACGGAUUCUAGAAGAUGAUGGAUUGGAUGCUGACUAUCGUGCAAAACCCAUUCGGGGCGAAUGGAAUGGCAGCGGGCUUCAUACCAAUUUUUCUACGGCCUCGACCCGGAAUGAGAAUGGAUUGCGCGUGAUUUACGAAUACGUGGAGAGGUUAAAGAAAACAAUUUCAAAGGAUAUCGUUUUGUAUGGAGCUGAAAACAACGAACGGUUAACGGGGAAACACGAGACUUCAAAGCCAAACGAGGUCACCGCUGGAGUUGGUACGAGGGGUACGUCGAUUCGCAUCCCCAACGCUGUUGCGGCGGAGCGAAAGGGAUAUAUGGAGGAUCGGAGACCUGCUGGCGAUGCUGAUCCUUAUCUAGUUUCGGCAAGGCUGUUUGCUUCUUGUGUUUGCAUUGAGUCCCCGGAGUUGGAUUUGAUAUCGUCCUUUCAUGAGAGAAACUGGAUGAAAUUUGGCGAUUUGUCAUAG